Molecule: messenger RNA, 918 nt
Organism: Durusdinium trenchii
Lineage: Eukaryota; Dinophyceae; Suessiales; Symbiodiniaceae
Source: the annotation of a GenBank genome assembly
AUGCCCAGAGGGCUCUGGCGCUGGGGCCGCUGGGAUGCUCAUGAGGCAGUGCCAGCGCCUGAUCAACGCGAUUUCCAGCAUGCAUUGCAUGGGUCUCUGGUCUUGGUGCCCAGUGGGCGAGCAGAAAAGCACGCCUCUCUAGCAGCCUUUCUUGGCGCUCAGGCGUGGAGGCCGCGGCUUCCCUCAUCCUUCGAAGAGGUGGAGUACAUGAAGGUUGACUGCGACACCGGGAAAGUGAAAGGCUUCCUCUAUGGUCCACGUGGUCCUCCUGUGACCGAUCCCAGCAUGCUGCCAUAUGGGCAAUUGCCCGGCUGCUUACCAGGCGAAAAGCCGGAGUGCGAGCCGGACGACGACAAUCCAUUUUGUCAAGAGCCGCCUCCGCCUCCCCCUUCGCCUCCGCCUGCGGAUGGUUCCGCCGGCCCAGUCGCAGGGUUCACAGGAGCUGCUGGAGCAUUUGGUACACCCGAAGAGCCGAACGCUGCCGAACCGGCUGCCGAAGGAGCUGAGGCUGUAGACGCGGAUGCCCCACCAGACCAGCCGGCAGAGCCGCCGGUGCAGCCGCCGGGGCAGCCGCUGGGGCAGCCGGGGCAGCCGCAGGCGCAGCCGCAGGCUCCUGCUGCCCCUCUGCUAAGUGGACCUCCUUUGCCUGCUUUGCCACCCUUGCCACGAAAGAAGUGCAUCCCGGGCGAGGAGAUUCCGACACCCAUGGAGCCUUGUCAGAUCAAGCAAGGCCUUUGCUGCCACAAAUGCAGGAGCAGAGCAGACUGCAAACUGUGCUUGGAAUGGAAGGAGGUGCUUGGGCAGAUCCCCGUCGAUAUCGAUCGGAAGGGCUGGGCGCAGAACAUCUGCCCACCACCUUCCAACUCAGAGGAGGCAGACGAUCAGGACCUGGAGGAGGAGUAUCUGGUCUCCGACUGA